Messenger RNA from Temnothorax curvispinosus, 2109 nucleotides. RefSeq names its product clusterin-associated protein 1 (gene Cluap1). The transcript has 6 exons. Gene Ontology annotation, biological process: cilium assembly. Bases 453 to 1766 code for a protein of 437 amino acids. The record is from RefSeq and is a predicted model, not a curated record. Gene Ontology annotation, cellular component: cilium; centrosome; intraciliary transport particle B. NCBI's taxonomy places the organism in Eukaryota, Metazoa, Arthropoda, Insecta, Hymenoptera, Formicidae.
GAGAGCAAAUUGAAAUCGAACUCUUUGAUCAAUUUGUAUUAAGAAUAUAGGGAUACUCUUUUGUGAUAAUUUCUUUUACGUUGCACACAUGAAAAAUCGCGAUUUGGACUCUUUUUUUUAUAUCUACUCAAUCUACUGAAUACAUUGAUAGCACAAGUCAUCUAAUUGGGACAGACUGCAACUUUUGCUUCGUUGAAAAUAAAAAAGAAUGGUUUGGAACAAAUUUAAAUGAUGUAAGGAAGUUUAUUUUCCUAAUGCUAAUACUCGCUUUUUGCACAAGUACGGUGCGUCAAUGAUCAAAAGUUGAUUGCCCACAUUCUUACCCGUAAUUAUACUGAUGGUUUCUAUGGCAACGUGAAUGCCGCGAAUAAGAAAACAUAGGCAGUGUCGGUUGUGAAAGCCUGCCUCGACUACAUUCGACAGCGAAGGAGUUUCAGCUUUUUGUCGCGAAAAUGUCCUACCGUGAUUUACGCAAUUUCACGGAGAUGAUGAGGGUGCUGGGUUAUCCGAGGUUGAUUUCCCUCGCGAAUUUUCGCGUGCCGAAUUUUCCCCUGGUCGCGGAGAUUCUGGUUUGGCUGGUGAAACGAUUCGAUCCAGAUGUUGACAUACAUAGCGAUCAUGAUAAUGAGGACCAACGUGUGGCACUGAUACGUAGUGUCGCUGAAUUCAUGGCGUUGAAGACAAAUGUAAAGUUAAACACAAAGAAGUUGUAUCAAGCCGACGGUUAUGCGGUGAAGGAGAUGUUGAAGAUAGCCGCGCUGCUGUACGACGCGCAGAGCAGUAGCAACGCCGAGCAGAAUCAAUCGAGCAGUAAUCAGAACGCGGUGAAUUUCGACAUAUCCGAUAAAAUUAACGAGCUGAAAACAACUCGGCAGCUGGCGAGCCAGUUAACCAUCAACGGAGCGACCCUCUUCGACUUACUCGGCCGAGAAGUGGAACUUCGAGAGGUUCGCAAUACGAAAAUCGCGAGGCAAUUUGACACUUCGGAAAUAGAAGUGGCAUUAAAAGACGUCAUUGAAAACACGCGUAAAGAGAUCGACGAAACGAAGAAGCAGAUCGAUAAUGUCAGGGAUACAGAACAAAACUUGGACACGAGAAUUGAGAGACGGAAGACGGAGCUCGAUAGGAAUCAAAAGAGACUCCAUACGUUGAAGAAAGUUCGUCCAGCAUUCAUGGAGGAAUUCGAGAAGCUCGAAGUCGAGCUCAGAACUUUGUACGAUGACUAUUUACAGAAAUUCCGGUAUCUAGCAUAUCUCGAACACUUGUACGAAGACACGGCUAAGAUGGAACAAGAAAGAUUCGAAAGACGGCAAGCUGCAACGAAGAAACAACUGGAACAAAUGAGAGCUGAGGAUACGAACUUCGAAAGCAUGAUGGAAGGGAACGAUUCUAUAUUUGCCACGAAUCUUCAAGAGCCUCUAGUUACUCCUCUUACAAAUCCGGAGGCCACAGCGGUAGAAAAAUCUGGUCGAUCCGCCCGUGUCAAACCAAGCACUGGAAGAGCGUCAAAGAUGCAAUAUACCCAGCGGCGCAUUUACGGUAGCAUGUCUGGACGGCAAAGAGGUACGAUUCAGGAAUCGAAUGACAGUGAUGGCUCGCUGGAUAGCGAUAGCGAUUUAUUGAUCGACGGUGAUCUUGACGACGAUGACGACGAAGAUCUUCUAAAUUCCAUGGGUCCAACAGAUAUAGGCAAUUACAAUCUCAAAGCCGCUCAAGAAAAGCGAUCCGCCAGUAAGAUAGAAAGGCAUUCGGAUGAUGAUUUCUAAUGAGUAAGGUAAUCUCUGUCAAUUAGCCAGAUUAGUUUAAUAUAUUAAAUGUUAAUAUUGAAUAAAGAAAUAAACGAUAAUCAACAAAAUAAAUAAAAUUAUACCAAAAGUGACGUCUUUAUUGCCAUAAAGAAUAAGAAUUAUUAUUAAUAAUCAGACACUUUUCAAUUAAUUGAACUACAAUAAAAAUCAAUACAGAGCAAUAUCAAGUGUUUUGCGCGUUAAAAUUUUCUUAUUUUUGCACAAUAGUAUGAAGUGUAUAAUAAAACAGCAUUUUCGAUUUAAUGAUUUUUUCGAUAAAUACGUGACAUUUAACGGUCUUUUUCUGCAAUAUAAUUUUUUA